CACAACGCGAUUUGUGGGAGUCGGAGUCAUGGCGGGCUUGGUUGACUUCCAGGACGAAGAGCAGGUGAAGUCCUUCCUGGAGAACAUGGAGGUGGAGUGUCACUACCAAUGCUACCGCGAGAAGGACCCGGAGGGUUGCUAUCGGCUGGUGGACUAUCUGGAAGGAAUCCAAAAGAAUUUUGAUGAAGCCGCAAAGGUGCUGAAGUUCAACUGUGAGAAAUACGGGCAUGGGGACAGCUGUUACAAGCUGGGAGCCUAUUACGUGACUGGAAAAGGUGGCCUGACUCAGGACCUAAAGGCUGCCUCUUCCUGCUUUCUGAUGGCCUGUGAGAAACCAGGAAAGAAGUCUGUGGAAUCCUGUCACAACGUUGGACUACUGGCACAUGACGGACAGGUCAAUGAGGAUGGCCAGCCUGACCUGGGGAAAGCCAGGGACUACUACACCAGGGCCUGUGACGGCGGCUAUGCAGCCAGCUGCUUCAACCUCAGUGCCAUGUUUCUACAGGGUGGCCCUGGCUUUCCUAAGGACAUGGGUCUGGCGUGUAAAUAUUCGAUGAAGGCCUGUGACCUGGGCCACGUCUGGGCCUGCGCCAAUGCCAGCCGCAUGUACAAACUGGGGGAUGGUGUUGAUAAGGACGAGGCCAAGGCCGAAGUGCUGAAAAAUAGGGCCCGGCAGCUGCACAAAGAACAGCAGAAAAACGUCCAACCUUUAACGUUUGGGUAGUGUGUGGCCCAGCCCCCUUCCCAGUAACAGACGAUUCACCCUGGCAGCUCCUCUCCCAUCCCAGAUGAGCCCUUGGAGGUCAGUCAGUGCCAUCUGCUCCAGAGUGUCACCUGCUGGGAGUGGCCAGAAGUGUUUUAGUAAAUAAUCCUUUGUGUAUACUCUGUGAAGACAUCUACAUUUAUGGGGCUGUGUGUCUUAAUUUCUAAACUGGACCUGUGAAAAAUAGGAGUAAACUGCAAAGCCAUAGACUUUUUGAGGGUUGGGGAGACAGAGAAGUUGGGAAACUUAGCAGCCAUAGGCCUGAAAGAAUCAGCCAUCAUUAUCAUUUUAGUCGGAAGAGCUUGGAAAAUUAGAAAGUAUCCUAAUUUGCAUAACAGAGGUCUUAGAACAGCGAGGCAGUCACGACUGCCACCCUCUGCCUUACAUAACCCAACCGUGGUGUGGGCUCCUUGCCGAUCCAGUCAGACCUUUCAGCAGAUUUAGAGGAAUCAGGAGCCUCGUGCUGAAGAAAGUUGAGGCGGUUAUAUUAGCCUUGCUGUUGCCAAAGGAGACAAAACCUAAGCCUCUCCUCUAGACAGAUCUCUGGCGGUUAAAAAUUAGCCUCUUGGCUGGCUCUGUUCCUCACGGGAAGACAUGACUCUGGAAACAGCUCCAGCUAGGAACUUGGGACAUGAUGGAUGCCAGGAAGUUGUCCACUGAGCAGAAACUCUUUUUCUUUCUGCUUUAAAAAAACAAAAACAAAAAACCAGGCCCCUGUGCUGCCUUCUGCAGGCCUUAAACUCCUGGCCCUUCCCCCGCCCACUGAGCUGGGGUUACAGGCAUGCACCACUUGUGCCAGGCAGGACUGAGUCUGUUAAACUGUCCGGAUGAGUGAAGUGUUUGAGUUGCUUUUCCAUCUGCUAUGCGGCUGCUCUCCAGAUCCUGGUGGAUGGAGCGUCUUCAUCAUGGUGGCCAGCUUUGUUGUGUGUGUGUUUGCCUUUUUAAGAAUUCUUUUCCCUUCUGUUGUUUCUCUACUUGUCACCAGGGGGCGAGCUUGCCCUUUUCCUGUCACUACCCUGAUCCCCCUUUCCAGUCUGGCAGCUAGCUGCUCUAGAAGAAAGGCUUGCCUUUGAAGGUUGUGAGCACAGCCCUCUCCCAGCCUUCCGAAGCUGAUUCAGGAGAGGGUUUUUCCUGAGUGCAGAGACAGUUUUUAAAAGACAUCAAGUUUGUUUUUAGAAUGUCUUGAAAAUAGUAUUUGGUAUGAUUGAAGACCAACAAGCAUUGGAAAGUUACUAAUCAUGGGCAACUAUACGUAAACACCACACAAACAGUUCUGGAGCACCUGAUGACCUAUGUUUAGUCCCUGAGACCGCACAGGGGAAGUAGACAACGGAUUCCUGCAUGAUGCCCUCUAGCCCAUGAAGGAGUGCACACAUAAUAUAUGAAUACAUGUAAUAAAACAUGUAAAAGAA
Mastomys coucha (southern multimammate mouse) is the source of this 2175-nucleotide messenger RNA. Its product is annotated as cytochrome c oxidase assembly factor 7. The record is from RefSeq and is a predicted model, not a curated record. Gene Ontology annotation, cellular component: mitochondrial intermembrane space. The transcript has 3 exons. Gene Ontology annotation, molecular function: protein binding. Lineage: Eukaryota; Metazoa; Chordata; Mammalia; Rodentia; Muridae. The coding region runs from base 29 to 724 and encodes 231 amino acids.